This is a messenger RNA of Benincasa hispida (wax gourd), 2140 nucleotides long. RefSeq names its product Peroxidase superfamily protein (gene DOX1). Gene Ontology annotation, molecular function: heme binding; oxidoreductase activity, acting on single donors with incorporation of molecular oxygen, incorporation of two atoms of oxygen; peroxidase activity. Gene Ontology annotation, biological process: response to oxidative stress. The record is from RefSeq and is a predicted model, not a curated record. Lineage: Eukaryota; Viridiplantae; Streptophyta; Magnoliopsida; Cucurbitales; Cucurbitaceae.
UUCAUGUUUUCUUUUUAACAAUUCAAGAGAAAGAGAGAGAAACAAAAAAAAAAUGUUGUCUCACUUACUGAAACCCAUUAAAGCUGUUCUUAGAGGAGAGCUUCAAAAGUUCAUCCAUAAAGAUUUUCAUGAAGUUGUUCAAAGGAUGACUGUCAUUGAUACUUUUCUGUUCUUGAUUAUACAUUUUAUUGAUAAAUUAGGAGUCUGGCAUAAACUUCCAGUGAUCUUGGGGCUACUUUAUCUAGCAGUUCGUCGACAUCUUCAUCAAGAAUAUAACUUGUUCAAUGUCGGGAGAACUCCAGUCGGAGUUCGGUUCAACCCGAUGGAUUUUCCAUAUCGAACCGCCGAUGGCAAGUACAACGAUCCCUUCAAUGAAGGCGCUGGUGCCCAAGGAACUUUCUUUGGCAGAAACAUCCAUCCUGUUGAUCAAUCCAAAAUGUUGUUGAAGCCGGAUCCUAUGGUGGUUGCUACAAAGCUUCUAACAAGAAGAAAACUUAUAGAUACUGGAAAGCAAUUCAACAUGAUUGCUGCUUCUUGGAUUCAAUUCAUGAUUCAUGAUUGGAUUGAUCAUUUGGAGGAUACCAAACAGGUUGACUUGGUGGCUCCACGUGAAGUUGCAAGUGAGUGCCCAUUGAAAUCCUUCAAAUUUUUCAAGACAAAACAAGUUUCCACCGGCUUUUUUGAAAACAAAACCGGAUCUAUUAACGUUCGAACACCUUGGUGGGAUGGAAGUGUUUUGUACGGAAGCAAUGCAGAGAAGUUGGGGAAGGUGAGAACUUAUAAAGAUGGGAAGCUAAAGAUUGCCGAUGACGGUCUUCUUCUUCACGAUAACGAUGGCGUUGCCAUCUCCGGCGAUGUUCGAAAUAGUUGGGCUGGUGUCUCUACUUUGCAGGCUCUCUUCAUUAAGGAACAUAAUGCCAUUUGUGAUGCCUUGAAGAAGGCAGAUGAAGAUCUAGAGGAUGAAGAUUUGUAUAGAUAUGCUAGACUUGUGACUUCUGCUGUGAUUGCUAAAGUUCAUACUAUUGAUUGGACGGUUGAACUUCUCAAGACUGAUACUUUACUUGCUGGAAUGAGAGGCAAUUGGUAUGGAUUGUUGGGAAAGAAAUUCAAAGACACAUUUGGACACGUUGGAGGAGCCAUUUUGGGGGGUUUAGUGGGUUUGAAAAAACCAGAUAAUCAUGGUGUCCCAUAUUCUUUGACAGAAGAAUUUGCUAGUGUCUAUCGUAUGCACUCACUCCUACCUGAUGAUUUCUACCUUAGGGACGUCUCUGUCGAUCCCAAUCACAAUAAGUCUCCACCAUUGAUUGAGAAAGUGCCAAUGGGUAAUAUGAUAGGGCACAAAGGAGAAGAGGCCUCAAAGGAGAUGGGCUUUACAGCCCUAUUAGUUUCAAUGGGCCACCAAUCCAGUGGAGCCCUAGAGCUGUGGAACUAUCCAGUAUGGCUCAGGGAUCUCAUAGCCCAUGACAUGGACGGCAAGGAUAGGCCAGAUCAUGUUGACCUUGCUGCUCUGGAAGUUUAUAGGGAUAGAGAGAGGAGAGUUGCUAGGUACAAUGACUUCCGCAGGGGAUUAUUUCUCAUUCCGAUCUCCAAGUGGGAAGAUCUAACGGACAACAAAGAGGCGAUUGAAGUGCUUCGUGACGUGUACGGCGAUGAUGUGGAGGAGCUUGAUAUUCUGGUGGGGUUGAUGGCAGAGAAGAAAAUCAAAGGCUUUGCCAUUAGUGAGACCGCUUUUGUCAUUUUCUUGCUCAUGGCUUCAAGGAGGCUAGAGGCAGAUAGGUUCUUCACAAGCCAUUUCAAUGAAGAAACAUACACAAAGAAGGGAUUGGAAUGGGUAAACACAACAGAGAGUUUGAAAGAUGUUAUAGAAAGGCAUCAUCCAGAGAUUUCAAACAAAUGGAUGAAUUCAUCAAGUGCUUUCUCUGUUUGGGAUUCUCCUCCAAACAAGCCUAAUCCUAUUCCUAUUUAUCUUCGUCUUCCUCAUUAAUUCUUUUUUUUUUUCCUUUCCACCCUUAUUCAUGGUCGUGUAUUGUUGUCUUAUUUUCUUUUCUUUUCUUUUUCUUUCAUAUUUUAAUGUGAAAUUUGUAUUUUGAUUCUCAUAUUUUGAAAAUAAAAAAGACCGUUGUUCUUAUUUUUCAUUAUA